Molecule: messenger RNA, 7260 nt
Organism: Cantharellus anzutake
Lineage: Eukaryota; Fungi; Basidiomycota; Agaricomycetes; Cantharellales; Hydnaceae
Exons: 43
Coding region: 403-6882 (2159 amino acids)
Source: RefSeq, a predicted model, not a curated record
UUAGGCGCGAACAACCCAGGGUACUUAAUCGGGAGAAUAAGUCGGCAUUGUGAAUAUGUUGGUCCAGCCACUGCCAUCGAUUGAUGGACCCUGAAAGUUGCUUACAUUAGCGCCGAGUGGCAAAUUCGGCCUCACGCUUAACAAUCAUGCAUGGCGUGGCCUUACCCCGGAAGGGAUCGCAUUAUAUCAGUAUAUGGGCAGUCUGAGUGUCAGUGUCGUUUGGGGGUGCGACUACGUAGUCCAUUUAGGGGGCCGCGCGCGUCUGGGCCUGUAUAAAAGCUCAACCUGGUGCCCUGCUCUUACCCGCUCAUAGCUUGCGCAAGCGAGCUGCAAGUACCAUCGCACCGCUAUAAGAACAAGCCUUGUUGAUACAGGAUCAAGUGCCGCCUCUUCUUGUGAUCGAUGUCGCCACAACGAAAUCCGCAGUCAGGAGAGGAUUUACUCCCUCGAAUCAAGAAUGCAUAUCGCUUGCUUGCCCUUUUCACCGAACAGGGAAGCAACGGGCUUGUCCAUAAAGUCGUCAUUCCCCAAGAUUCCCUUCGAAACCUGAUGAACGUUCUCCGUCCUGGAGCUUUCGAAUCGAUGACAAAGAUCAAUUUCGCUGCGCUUGAUGAGGUGCUGCUCAAACCUGUUGGAAUUUACGGCAGCAGGUCUCGUAUAGUUGAAUUCCUCGAAGAAGUUGGCGCUAUCGAUGCAUCUACUGCCCGGGAACUUUUGACGCCAUUACCUCCCAGCGGGGUUCCUUCAGGCCCUUAUCUAAGAACAGGAAUAUAUCUCAUCCUUGAUGCCCAACGGAGAGAAGAUUCUAUGGAUCCGGGUACAGGCCUAGUGCAACCUUCCUUCGUCCUCUAUUGGCCCGAGGAAAAUACCUGGGAUGACAAUGCAACAGGUGACAUCUCCAGAAAUCGCGCAACUUUCAUGCAUUACUUAGGCCGGCUGAGCAAUCAGAUGGUCGCCCUUCUUUCCAAGGAGCAUAUGGAAAGUAUCGUAUGGGAUGAAGAUACCACCGCCGAAGGGGAGGGUUUCGACUCAGAUGAGGAGGGUGAUGAUCGAGUUUUUGCAUUUACCGUCCAGAAAACUGUCGAACAAGAAGAAAACGUGACGGCACAUGCUGGAUUUAAGAUUCCCAUCCCAUCUGCGUCGUCUCCAACUGCGGACUCAUAUCUUCAAAGCACUGAAGGACUGGACGAAGUCCGGAAAUCGCGAGUGGUGCCAGGCGAUACGCGCCAGGCAUUAUUAGAGACACAGUUUGUUCCUCAACGUAGCUCCCCAAAGAUGGUUAUUCAUGACAUCAAUCGAUUUGCCCUUCGGACAAAGCUCAAGGAUCCUCUCCAGUCCAUCCAACUGGCGGACGAACUUCAUCCUGCGGCACUGGAAAUUCUCAUCGAAAAUGGUUUGAAUGACCGUUUUAAGUCCCUUUUUGAAGACUUCGAGAAGAGCAGGAAGCGCGAAAGUCGCACACUUGAUGAGGAAAUUGAAUCGCGUUAUGCUGUUGCCAAACAACAGCUCGAUGAUGACUUGCUUCGGCUACAGCAUCACAUUUCGAAUCAGCUCGUGGAGCGUUCAAUAGAUCUAUAUCCCGCAUUGGAAUCGGAUCUGGUUUCACUCGUGAAAGACACCACGUAUCAAGGCCCGGAAGACGUCAUUAGGCACCCGCAGCUGCCCCUACAUGAUGAUGUCUUUGGCCGACUGAGAUUUCAUUCCAUCGUAGCUCACGGCUUCCGACAGCUUAAACGCCGCUUCAUAGCCUCGAUUGAAGUCCUCAAAUCUCGCGCCGCGGUGGACGACCUACCAAAGGUCACCCCAGAUGAACUGCAGAAGCUUGACACAGCUAUCGUGACAGGGCUCAAUUGGGAUAAGGCAAUAGCCUCCAUUCUUAAUGGACCGUCCCCGUCCGAGAGCAGUCUAUAUUCACCAGUGAAGAUUUUCAACACUGUUACUUCGAAAUUCACGAGCUUUGGAUGGUUGAAAGCGCAGAAUGAAUCUGGUUCGUUUAUCAAAGCGCUUAUGCGGGAGACAGCUCCAAUGAGCGAUCCCGUAUUCAUCCAACGCAUCAGCCAUGGGGAUUAUAGUGAACUCCAUGAUGCCGUGGCCGAAGUCCACAGUCAGGCGUCAAAAUGGCUCUUGAGCACCAUGGCAUCCAAAUCUCAGGAGUUAGCUAAAUUGGAAUCUGAAUCAUAUCACAGACGUUGGAAGUCUGAUUUAUACACAAAAUAUAGUCUCAAGUCUCAAGAGCAAAAAGCUGAGCAUUUGUUGCAACUUAGGGCUCUACUGAACGAUGCGAGCAAAAACGAGGGCGUAAAAAGUCGCCUGCUACGGAUCCACGAUAUCGUUCCUGAUCGUAGUUACUAUGGAUACAACAAUUUCAAAUUUGCUGUCACAGAGUUGAAAGAUGAACCUGCCCACUUUGUGUGCACGUUACACCCACUUGGAGUAAUGUCCGAUGAUCUCCAACGUCUUACUGUGGAUACUUCGUUUGUACCGCGCCCCAUUUUCCGCACCGGGGCCCACUCCGUCCGCUUCACAAUACCAGCUACUUCGAGAUUACGGUACAUUCAGCUUUUGGAACGUUCAAAAUGUCUCGUAGUCGUGGAGGACUCGUCAUCCGGCAGGAUCUGUAUCUAUCUCGAUGAGGACGUUCAAAUGCCCGACAUGUUGCAUUCUCGAAGGACUAAGAAGGAGUUUACCUUUGAACGAAUGGGAAAGGAUUUCUUGUUUUGUGUCAAUGAACCAAGAAGAUUGGUGGCAUUGUUGGAUGCCAAGUGCCGUCUCCACGUGUUUUCAAUCGACGAAUCAUAUACGAGCAUCAAUUUACGUGGCUCUCCGGUUGACCUUGGACGAUUAUUGAUGGGCUCCGAUGCUGAGGCCAAAUUUUUGAAGAUGUGCUUCAUAAACGGUUUAGAUGAAAUCCUCUUCCUCGAGAACUCGGGACAUCUUAGGAUAUACUCUCUGGUGCAAGAGCAAUUCAAGCCAGCGUUUGUGAAAUUGGAACCACCUCCAACAGACGUGUAUUCCAGUCCGGAUGGCUCGUGUGUCUUCAUUACGGUACCAAAUAGUUCGGGCGCAGUGGAGACGAUAGCUUAUCACACGGCAUCAUUUGGCGGAAAAUCCCAAGGCAUCCCGCUUCAACUCCCUCAGGUCUUUACGUCGGUUCCGACGACCAUCACAUCAUUUGUUACACGAAGGAACGCUUACCUGAUGGCUAUCGAGGAUGACACAGGACAGCUCAGUGCAGUUCGUUUCGAGAUCACAAAUAAGGCUAGCGAGUUCACUUUCCGUCCUCAUGGGAAAGCCAAAGGGGAUUCAAAAAAAGAGUCAACGUACAAUUCACUCAUUGAUUGCCAUUCCGAAGUUUGGACCAAGUUCCCCGUUGUGUCUACGAUAAGCAGAAGUCCUUCAUUCAUGGCUUGGCGCUCGCCUUCUAUCACCUUCACUGCAGCGAAUAAUUCGAUUCCCAUCGCUCGUCUACGAUCUCACUUUUCACGAAUGAUCCAAUCAUUUGAGCAUAGAACGCGAAAGCCAACGGAUGGCAGACUGGCUGCUAUUGACAUUCAGUACAGUACAAGCCUGUCUUUGCGCGAGUCUAUUCCUUCGGAAGUCACUACAUACUUCACUGGAAAGUGGAUUGUUGAUCUCAUAUGCUUGAUACCGAUUCACAUCGCCGUUGCCACUUCCAACCGUUUCACGCCACUCGAGGAUGGUGUUUCAUCCCCCGAGUUUGAGCAGCGAUUACUAGGUGCUGAUAUAUUAACGAUUGCAGACAGUAUAUCUAUCGGAUGGUAUGAGAGUAUAUUUAAGACCUACAUGGCUUCGAAGCCGGUCAAAGUCGUCUCUUCUAUGGGCGAGCAAUCCGUAGGGAAGAGUUACGCUCUAAAUCACUUUGUGGAUACGUCGUUCGCUGGAUCCGCAAUGAGGUGCACCGAGGGCGUGUGGUUGUCCGUAACGCCAACCGACACAAAUUUGAUUGUGAGCCUUGAUUUUGAAGGAAUACAUUCUAUCGAAAGGACUUCGCAGGAGGACAUGUUAUUGGUUUUAUUCAACGUGGCGCUUUCCAAUUUGGUAUUAUUCCGGAAUAAUUUUGCUCUCUCACGGGACGUUACUGAACUAUUCACGAGUUUUCAAUCGUCGGCCGCACAAUUCGAGCCAUCAGCAAAUCCAGAACUAUUCCAAUCGACUUUGGCAAUUAUAAUCAAAGAUGUUGUUGAUUCCGAUACGAGAGAGAUCGUCCGGGAAUUCCAGCUGAAGUUCCAGAAAAUAGUUCAGGAGGAAAAGGAAGGGAAUUUUAUUUCUAGGUUGCACCGUGGCAGGCUCGAUAUUCUUCCAUGGCCUGUUAUCCAGUCUCCCAAGUUUUACACUUUGAUGAACAAGCUGAAGAAACGGCUAGAUGCUCAGGAUUCAUCUCAUGGCACCGCGUCCGUAUUUUUGGAACGGAUGAAGAUCCUAAUGGCAAAAUUAAGGGCGAGCGAUUGGGGUGCCCUUGAUCAUGCCCUUGCGUCACAUCGAGCACAACUCCUCCAAAACCUCCUGCCCACUGCCCUCGCUUACGGUGUCACGGAGUAUGGAAACGAAGACACCUAUCUCAAGAAUUUGGAUACGGAUGAAGCAGUUCAACCUGAAACUCCCUCUGGAAAUCAUUUUUUCCUUGAAUCGGUCAUGAAGGAACCCAAGAUAAGAGAUGAGCUCUUGGCCAAGGCGCAGCAACAGUGCAUCGCCAUGAUCCCCGGCACACGUCAGAACAUUCCAGAUUCAGAAUGGCUGUUGCCGCUUGCGACGGCCUUGCACCAACAAGCGAAGCAGCGAAUUGAGUACGUCCAGAGAUGGAUUGACUCAAAUACAAUCAGAUUCCCCCCCGAACAGACAGACAUUCAGUUGCUCCGUCGCUAUUUCGGUCAACUUUCACUUGAACUCAUUGCGGGCAUCGAUAUGUGCGGAGUCAAAUGCAAAAACUGCAACCUCAAGUGCAUCCUAUCCAAGUACCACCUGAGCGACCACAAUUGCACCACUGACCACUGCUGUGCCUUGAAGUGUGAUGAAUGCGCCUCCGAGUCCCAGGACUCGGAGAAAAUGUGUAGCAUGAUAGCUGGCCACGAUGGCAAUCAUAUAUGUGACCUGACCCAGCAUGUAUGCGGCGAACCCUGCUACCUGCAGGACAGGAGAGGUUGUCAACAAGCUUGUACAAAACAAAUUGGGCACCAGGAUGCCGUCCACCUGUGCUCUGCGCGCACCCACUCCUGCGGUGAACCCUGUCAUCUCAGUUUGAUCAAGCAAGAUGGUGCACCUUUAUGUUCGAAGCCUUGUGCAAUUGAUUGCCGCGAUUCCCACGAUUCCCACGAGUGCGAAAACAGGCUAACAUGCCCAGCUAAAUGUCAACUAUGCAGUCGAUUGUGCUCGAUUACGUCACAUUCUCACCCACUUCAAAACGGGGCAAUCCACCUCUGCGGGCAAGAUCAUGAUUGCAGAGCGCUUUGUGGGUCACAGGGAAUAUGCGAAAUAGCAUCUGCUCCCCUCUCUAUCGAGACUACAUUCGUCGGUCGCAACGAGACCUUCCAAUAUACUAAGUACACCCAAGAUGCACACAAGCUUUUGUGUGCCGUUCGUAUCCCUCCAAACAAAUUGAAACAUGAUGAAGCGCAUACACAUACAACCAGUGCAGCUGCGUUUCACUAUUGCGAGACACGCUGUCCCUCUUGCCUUUAUUUUUGUACCCUUGCUAUUGAUCAUCAUGGGUUGCACAAUACUACCCAUGGUAAUAUGGAACAGACUUCCUGGAGUUUUGAGGGAGAUGAUUCUACCACUCGAGAGGUUGCCGGUCGGAAGUUUAGCACAGGUGACUCGGGUGCGCCGAUAAACAGUCCUUGUGCUGACGAUACAGUGGAGCACAUUACUCCAAGAAUGAAUCCGGAACCUAACAGGGAUAAGGACUGGAUUACACAUGCUUCCUAUUGGGCGCGAACAGGUUUCCGAGAUCCUUAUUCUCAGGAUCUCCAAGUUGAUUUCUCCAAGUGUGAUUCCGAAUGCAAUGGUGACGAACAUAAGGCCACAGAGAAUAUGAAGGCACAGCGUUCUUUUUGUACCCUCCCUAUGUUCCACAAACCCGCUUCUCCAAGUGCUCGGAAUACUACGGGGUAUACCUCUGGGGACGGACACUCCUUCGAUUGCCAGAACCCGGGACUUCAUCAUGCUGCCUACCAUGUGAUAUUCGUGUUAGACCGUUCGUCAUCCAUGGCUGAGCGGGAUCGGGUCCCACUUGCUGGACAGGCAGCGACUCGUCAGAUUAUUCAUUACAACAAUAACAGAUAUGGUGCUGUGCUGUCCGCAGUUUACAGCUUUUGGACGGCUCGUGCAGGUGCCUCACCAGGGGGCAUACGGCGCGAUACGUACUCUGUAGUCGUGUUCAGAGAAACUGCUGCUACAAUAAUUACCAACGAUCUCACCCGAGAUGCUGACGCGCUUCUGUCGCCCCUCCUGCAUGUGGGCCCUGCUGGGGGAACAAACUUUUCUGUUGCAAUCAGAGAAGCUCAAGGAGUUAUGGAACGUAAUUGGAAUGCGGACAGGAUCCCAUGUGUUAUCUUCCUGUCUGAUGGCGAAGCCCUUACACCGUCGCAGGAGCUACGUGCGAUCUGUGACAGGGCCGUUUCUUUGGGUCGGCCCCUGUCGUUCUUCACCGUUUCCUUUGCAGCUGGAUCCUACUCUCCUGUUCUCGAUUCUAUGACGACUCUUGCGACAGAUAUCUACAGAAGAGCAUCACCAGGAGCAUCUCGCAAUAUCCCAUGCGGGUCAUAUUACGCUAUUGAUUCGCACAAACAUUCCUCGGCAUUGCUGAUUCCAUGCGCCAGACUCGGGGAGCACUUGUGCGACAAUAAAUCCUCCCAUUCUCACUAAGAAAAAGUUGUCUUAAAUUCAGGGGCCUUGAAUUGAUCGAGUCAAACACGUCAUGUAUAUUUACGCCUACCCAGCUUCAACUCCAGAGAAUAGCACUUACCUACCUUUAAACUCCCGUGCGCAUCACGCUGCGAACGGUUCAUCGCGUUUAAUGGAUCAUUACCCAUCGCGUAUGUGUUUGUGACAAUCUUCAUCGAGUGAUGCUCGCGGAUUUGUGAAAGUUCAGUACCAGCGCUGGCCGCAGGCACAUGCCUCGGCAAGGGGAUUAAAGAUAGUUUGUCAGCUGUGGAAGCGGGAUUGAGGACCGAAGCUUACAUAACCGAAUGCGUGGAGGGUGAACGUUGAUUGAUUUACAUAGUUUUCUUUCGAGCCUUAACA